Messenger RNA from Gadus morhua (Atlantic cod), 4751 nucleotides. RefSeq names its product MAPK interacting serine/threonine kinase 2b (gene mknk2b). The record is from RefSeq and is a predicted model, not a curated record. The transcript is spliced from 14 exons. The coding region runs from base 244 to 1680 and encodes 478 amino acids. Gene Ontology annotation, biological process: protein phosphorylation. Lineage: Eukaryota; Metazoa; Chordata; Actinopteri; Gadiformes; Gadidae. Gene Ontology annotation, molecular function: ATP binding; protein kinase activity.
AGCGGCGCAGUGUGUUAUUCCAUCACCCCCAAGCACUUACGAUCAGGCCUGUCCCGUCACCACCACCACCACCAUCAGCUGCGGCUCUGAAGCAGUGGGUCAAAAACACACCGACACUGGAGCUGUGAACCUACCGACGGGGGCUCCCGGUUAAAGCACUUGAACCAGCGCAGUGUUAUCACCGAUCUGCCUGAACCGUUGGACCCACUCACCCACUGCAGCAGCCGUCCGCCGAACAGAAACAUGGUGCAAAAUAAAACCACAGAACUCACUGGAUUCCAUCGCUCUUUCAAGGGCCAAAAUCCCUUUGAGUCAGAUGACUUCACUAAAAAUGGUUCUCAUCUUGAUCCAUCAUUCAAUUUCGAUUCCCCCCCAAGAAAUGACAUACCCUCGAGUCAGCCCAUCGACAUCCCGGACGCCAAGAAGAGGAACAAGAAGAAGAAGCGUUGCCGAGCAACGGACAGUUUCUCCGGGCGCUUUGAGGAUGUGUACGGGCUCCAGGAAGAGAUCCUGGGAGAGGGCGCGUAUGCACGGGUGCAGACCUGCAUCAACCUGAUCACCAAUAAAGAAUAUGCAGUCAAGAUCAUCGAGAAGCGUCCAGGACACAGCCGGAGCCGGGUGUUCCGUGAGGUGGAGAUGCUGUACCAGUGUCAGGGUCACCGAAACAUCCUGGAGCUGGUGGAGUUCUUUGAAGAGGAGGACAAAUUCUACCUGGUGUUUGAGAAGCUGAGAGGAGGGUCUGUCCUGGCUCAGAUCCACAAGAGAAGGCACUUCAGUGAGCAGGAAGCCAGCGUUGUAGUGCAGGACAUUGCUAGCGCUCUGGAUUUCCUGCAUAACAAAGGCAUGGCCCACAGGGACCUGAAGCCAGAGAACAUCCUGUGUGAGCACGCUGAUAAGAUCUCCCCAGUCAAGAUCUGUGACUUUGACCUGGGAAGUGGAAUCAAGCUGAACAGCGACAGCUCGCCCAUCUCCACCCCGGAGCUCCUGACUCCUUGCGGCUCAGCAGAGUACAUGGCCCCAGAGGUGGUGGAGGCCUUCAGUGAGGAGGCCACCAUCUACGACAAGCGCUGUGACCUGUGGAGUCUGGGCGUGAUCCUCUACAUCAUGCUGAGUGGCUACCCGCCCUUCGUGGGGCGUUGUGGGGGUGGAUGUGGCUGGGAGCUGGGAGAGCCCUGCCACACCUGUCAGAACACCUUAUUUGAGAGCAUCCAGGAGGGAAUUUACGCGUUUCCUGAGAAAGACUGGGCUCGUAUAUCUUCAAGUGCCAAAGACCUCAUUUCCAAACUUCUGGUGCGGGAUGCCAAAAACCGCCUGAGUGCCGGCCAGGUGCUGCGGCACCCCUGGGUGCAAGGGGGAGCCUCUGACACUCUGCCUACAUCCAUCUUGCAUCAAAGGAACAGCAGAGCGCGGGGCCUGACGUUCUUCGCCGGCCAGGCCAUGGCUGUGAACCGGCAGCUAGCGGAGCAGGAUGGCAUGGAGGAGGAGGAGCAGCAGGAGGUCCCGCUGGUCAUCACAGCCAGCGGCUCCUCCAUGCCCCUCUUCCCUCCGUCCAACUCUAAACUGGGGCGCCGCAGGCAGAAGGACAGCGGGCCCCAGGCCGGGCCCCAGACGGGGCCCGUCUCCGCAGCAGAGCUCCGGCAGCUCCUGGCGCCGCUCGUCAUCAUGGGAGACUGUGCCUGACGCCUGCCGCCCUCUGAAGACCCCUGGUGUAUGAUCCUCCCCCUGAAGAGCCCCCCCAGAAGAGCCCCCCCUGUGGUACCUUUAGCUGUUCAGGUCUUGCUGUACAUGAGGACUGUUGCCCCUAGCUCUUCUCAAAAUGCCUUCUGCUUUUCGGCAGCACACAGAAAAAAAGCACAUCCUCCCGGGGCGAGCCCAAGGUAGAGCCAUGUUAUUAUAACAUGAACCAUGUUCUACCUGUUGGUGUAACAUGAACCAUGUUCUACCUAACACGGUUCAUGUUAUUAUACCAUGAACCGUGUUCUACCUGUGGGUGGAACACGGUUCGUGUUAUAAUAACUUGUUCUACCUGUGGGUGUUCUACCUGUGGGUGUGCGUGCCCAGCCUGCCGUGGAGGGCGGCUCCAUGUUUGGGUUGAAGUAAAGUAGGUGUUGUUUUGAGUUGGUUUUAUUUUUUUCAUACACUUCAGGAGCAAUUUAAACUAAUUUCUUUCCAACCAAGACACCAAAGGACAACCUGUUGUGCUGCUUCCACAUGUUACAACUGGAUCCACUGUGAAUUAAGUUAUCGGGAAUGUUCUCUAGCCUGUAUGUAUACGCAGAGGUGGCCCGAGUGCACAUGCGUACAGGCUUAUAUGCAAUAUGUAAGAUGAAGGCUCUUUUGUCCAGAAGGGGUUCCAUGUUAGAGCUUGAAGGGCUAUACUCCACACUGUCCCUGCCUGGUGCAGUCUGUCGGGGGCUGGCUCCUUAGUCUAUUCUUUAAUCAUAUCAAACUUCAAUUCUAGCGCUGGAAGUGUUAAGUCUUGGUGAUUUUCAUUUAAUUGACCAUGUGAAGUCUGAAUUAGUUUUCCGAGGCUGGAUGUAAAAGUUGAAGACCUAUUUUAGGCAUUUUCUUAUCGAGAAGCAGUAUGGAAAAGACGGCGUGAACGUGUCCCACUGCACGAUGGUCUGAUGCACUGUGGGCAGAGUGGUUCCAUACCAAUGACCAGCUGUGGAAAAUCAUCUCUGUUGUGACGGUUUGAAGUCUGAUCCCAUGUGGCUGCUGGGAGCCUGAUUACUGGGGCUCAUCGAAGGCUUCCACACAGACGGUGGUGAAUAAUUGAUGCUUAAGGUAGACAUUAUCGGUGGACUUGUUUGAUCUUCGAUUGGUUAAAUGAAUGGAUGAAGCCUUGCAGAAGAAGUCACUGGUUGAGGGUUCAAAGCGGUCUGGGGGAGUCCGUCUGUCCAGCCAGCCUCGAUGCGCUGCUGAACCAGGCAGUGCAGUCCAACUACCAGCAGCCACUCUGUCACGUACUAAACCACCAAGCAGUUUUACUUCUCUGGAAUUCCUUAAGUGUCCAUGUUUUGAUACGUUGCCAUAAACAAGACUCCUUGUGCGAUGGCCGACCGAUUACCUCGCUUUGUUUUUCUUCCUCUCCAGUUGUUGCGUAACUGCAGGUGAUGUCUGCCUGUUCGAUUCUUCUUUGUAUUCUCCUCUCCACAAACCAGUCAGUAUAGCUGUGCUUCAGACCCCCACUAGAGGCAGGAGGGAAGCUGUUUUCAGGGUCUCUUUCCGGGGUUUAGCCGUUUGUCCUUUCUGACGUUGGCGCAUCUCAAGCCUUUUGUUUAUGCCAUGGAUACAGCUUCACCGCAAAUUAUUAAAUUAAUAGGAUAUGAGGUUAUAUAUUUUUGUUGGUAUAACUAAAUUAAAAUGGAAAGACAUUCCAGGAAAAUCCAAAAGUACGAAGUCUUCCAAGGUUGUAGAGCUGUAUUGAUAAGCUUACUUUUGUUUUUCAUGUUUAGAGGCUGGCUGCCACCCUCCUUUGGGGUGGCCGUGAUGCUUCCUCUCCAUGGUGUUUCUCGUGCAGGUGCUGCCGUGAUGCUUCGUCUCCAUGGUGUUUCUCGUGCAGGUGCUGUCCAUGGUCAGGUCGGACGCGAGUUCUUUACUCUUCUUCAAAAUAUUUUAUUUUUUUGCGUUUGGUUUCUGAAAGGUCUGAGUUCUGGGGUCCGAGGGAACGACGAGUUGAGGUCUUCUGGAGCGCCGCAUGCCCAGGGAAGGCUUUUGAUUUUAUUUUUAUAUCCUUUUUUUGUUGUAUCUUCUUGUAUGCCAACAUGUUGGCCAUCAGUUUGUUCAGAAUAAGGUUGAUUCUUUCCGACUCGUGUCAUGGGGUUGCCAGACGCUGUGGUCAGCCACCAAAGAGGAGCCGUCAGGCUGAGAUGGGCCCUAACCCUAAGGCCCACCUGGGAUACAUGGAACCCGUCUGUCCUUGUAUGUGGCAGCCCUGCUGUGUGCGGUUCUGUUGUGGUGUCACUGGACCCAUUGUGCUGAUAACAGGACACUGAUUGUAAUACUUUGGGGGGGGGGGGGGGUCUUUGUGCAUCAUUACGGGGUGUUAUGUCUUAUAGUAAGACUUACUUGAAUUUGUGUUUGCAGUCGCAGUACUUUGCAACCAAUAAAUCUCUAAAGAAAAUGCGUUAGGGUGAUUAAGGUAAUCUAUGGGUAUACCCACACUAUUCAGUAUUUCUGCCUUUCUCUUCCCUUGAUUGAAAAGUUUCUAUCUACAUUUUCAGGUUUCUGAUUCUCAGAAAUGCACACUAGUCAGCCAUACUCCGAUAUCCUUUUUUGGUUAUUGGAGUUUUUGUUGGUCUUGACCAUUUCUACUUGGCGGUAAUUUGCAGUAACUUUGGACUGCCUUUUAUUGAGUAGAGGGUAACAUUAUCCAUUCAGCUCAUAGUGUUUAUAUAUACUUUUUUUUUUUUAUAACAAAACGGUCAAUUAUGACCUCCACAAUUUGAAUGUAGCCCAAAGGCUUACCAACAGCGAUAAAUUGUUCUGACAUUUGAGUCGGACAAGCAGAGGUCCAAUGAAUAUUUCUCCUUUUCCUUUUUGGAUGUGAUCUGAUCGACCCAGAGCCCAUAAAUCACUUAAAGAUAAUGUAAAUACAUCCUCUGAAUAGAAAUAACAUUUUGAUUCGAAAUAAGCACUUUACUCUACCAUGCGAAUGAUUGCAGUUCACUCGAAGCAACAUUUGACUGUUGCUACAGAAUUUUGUAUCGUUUUCUACAAAAAAUGCAAUAAAAAUGCUUUGAACCACG